AUGGACAACAAAGCCAUGUACAUGCACACCGUGAAUGACCGUGACAACAGUUCCAUCUUUGAGGAGCCCUUUGACGGCAGGAGCCUGUCCAAGCUGAACCUGUGUGAGGACGGUCCAUGCCACAAGCGGCGGGUGGGUCGAUGCUGUACACAGCUGGGCUCCCUGUCAGCACUGAAGCACGCAGUCCUGGGGCUCUACCUUCUGGUCUUCCUGAUUCUUGUGGGUAUCUUCAUCUUAGCAGUGUCCAGGCCUCGAAGCUCCCCAGAGGACUUAAAGGUGCUGACUCGGAAUGUGAACCAGCUGAAUGAGAGCUUCCGGGACAUGCAGCUGCGGCUGCUGCAGGCUCCGCUGCAGGCGGACCUGACAGAACAAGUGUGGAAGGUUCAGGAUGCGCUGCAGAACCAGACAGACUCGCUGUUGGCCCUGGCAGGCUUAGUGCAGCGGUUGGAGGGUACACUGUGGGGGCUGCAUGCACAGGCGGCACAGACUGAGCAGGCAGUGGCCUUGCUGCGUGACCGCACUGGACAGCAGAGUGACUCCGCACAGCUGGAACUCUAUCAGCUGCAGGUAGAGAGCAACCGCAGCCAGUUGCUGCUGCAGCGGCACAAGGGCCUGCUGGACGGGCUGGCGCGCAGGGUGGGCGUCCUGAGUGAGGAGCUGGCUGACGUGGGUGGCGCACUGCGUGGCCUCAACCAAAGCCUGUCCUAUGAUGUGGCCCUGCACAGCACACGGCUGCAGGACCUGCAGGUUCUGGUGAGCAAUACCAGCGCUGACACACGCCGCAUGAGGCUGGUGCACAUGGACAUGGAGAUGCAGCUUAAGCAGGAGCUGGCCAUGCUCAACGUGGUGACCGAGGACCUGCGUCUCAAGGAUUGGGAACACACCAUUGCCUUGAGGAACAUCACCCUUGCCAAAGGGCCACCAGGACCCAAAGGUGACCAGGGCAAUGAAGGAAAGGAGGGAAAGCCGGGUACUCCUGGAUUUCCUGGACUUCGAGGUCUGCCCGGAGAGAGAGGGACCCCAGGACUGCCUGGUCCCAAGGGUGAUGAUGGGAAGCUAGGGGCCACAGGCCCCAUGGGCAUGCGCGGAUUCAAAGGUGAGCGAGGCCCAAAAGGAGAGAAAGGAGAGAGAGGAGAGAUACAUGGAGAUGUCAAUGGUGUGGAUUUCACAAUGAUUCGCCUGGUGAAUGGCUCUGGGCCACAUGAGGGCCGAGUGGAGGUGUACCAUGAUCGUCGCUGGGGCACAGUGUGUGAUGACGGCUGGGACAGGAAGGAUGGGACCGUCGUGUGCCGCAUGCUGGGCUUCCAUGGUGUUGAGGAGGUGUACCGGACAGCUCGCUUUGGGCAAGGCACGGGGCGGAUUUGGAUGGAUGAUGUGAACUGCAAGGGAACUGAGCUCUCCAUCUUCCACUGCCAAUUUGCCAAAUGGGGAGUGACAAACUGUGGGCAUGCUGAGGACGCUGGAGUGACUUGCACUGCAUUCUGA
Messenger RNA from Cricetulus griseus (Chinese hamster), 1485 nucleotides. The record is from RefSeq and is a predicted model, not a curated record. Lineage: Eukaryota; Metazoa; Chordata; Mammalia; Rodentia; Cricetidae.